GAAAAAAAGAAUAGUGUUUGCCACGUAUACGUCUGUGUGGUUGCAUAUGAGCAGCUUAGUUGUUCCACGUGUUUAGUGUUGUAUAGAUAGUUUAUCCCUCAGUAUUAACCCAGUAUUAGUGUGGUCUUGUAUAGGAUUUCAUUUUGAAAUGUUGUUAGCAACUUUUAAUUGGUUAUGUUCGUCUUUAUUAUUGUACGUAAGCGGGGCGAAGUUGCCGGAACCAGAGGUGAAAAUAGAGGUUCUUCACAAGCCUUUUAUCUGUCACCGAAAGACAAAAUUUGGGGACAUGCUGCUGAUACAUUACGAAGGGUUUUUGGAGAGCAACGGGACAAUGUUCCACUCCAGCCGCACACUUGGCGAUAAACAUCCUGUUUGGUUUACUCUUGGAAUAAAGGAAGUUAUCAAAGGCUGGGAUAAAGGCCUGCAAGGCAUGUGUACAGGAGAGAAAAGGAAACUGACUGUGCCACCAGCCCUUGCCUAUGGAAAAGAGGGAAAAGGAAAAAUACCUCCUGAGAGUACACUGAUAUUUGAUAUUGAAUUAAUGGAGAUCAGAAAUGGACCCAGGUCUCAUGAAUCAUUCCAGGAAAUGGACCUUAAUGAUGAUUGGAAGCUCUCUAAGUUGGAGGUCAAAGAGUAUUUGAAGAAAGAAUUUGAAAGGCAUGGCUAUUCCCCCAAUGACACCCAACAUGAAGUGAUGGUUGAAGAUAUUUUCAAGAAGGAAGAUGAAGAUAGUGAUGGAUACAUAUCUGCUAGAGAAUUUACAUACAAGCAUGAUGAGUUGUAGAAAAAGAGAAAAUAUUUGAAAGCUUACCUUUUGUGAUAUAGCAUCUGUAAAAACAAGUUGGGUAUUGGCUAUUAGGAAAACAUUUUUGAAUAUUUCAAUGUUUUUAAAUUUAAUGACAUCACAUUGUAGUUUAAAUAUGAAAGACGUUUUUGUUGUGUCAUACUUGUUUGUUACCUAAAAAGGUCUUUUUAUGUAUAUAACAGCCAUUUUAUAAUGGAAAAUUUCCAAAGCAUGUUACAUUGUUUCUGUGGGGAAAAUAGGAAACAUGCAAGAUGUAUCUAAUGUAAAACACAAAAAUCAUAAAGAGUGCUGUUGUUGCAUAAUGUUCUGUGUCUUGCCAAAUGUUUGAAAUUUCAGACCUCCAGCACCUCCAAGAUGGUACUAUGCCCUUUGAGUGGGCAAUUUCAGACCUUCGUUUUAAAAGUGAUGUAAUAGUGAUAUGUUCCUUAAAGGCUAUACAAAUACUGUACAACUGGCUGUCUGCCAAAUAUUAUUUUAAAAUAACUAAAAUCUUAA
Molecule: messenger RNA, 1300 nt
Organism: Lepisosteus oculatus (spotted gar)
Lineage: Eukaryota; Metazoa; Chordata; Actinopteri; Semionotiformes; Lepisosteidae
Gene: fkbp14
Product: FKBP prolyl isomerase 14
Molecular function (GO): peptidyl-prolyl cis-trans isomerase activity; calcium ion binding
Source: RefSeq, a predicted model, not a curated record